Molecule: messenger RNA, 2702 nt
Organism: Pantherophis guttatus
Lineage: Eukaryota; Metazoa; Chordata; Lepidosauria; Squamata; Colubridae
Gene: FAM107A
Product: family with sequence similarity 107 member A
Biological process (GO): regulation of actin cytoskeleton organization; actin filament polymerization; actin filament bundle assembly
Cellular component (GO): synapse; neuron projection; stress fiber
Source: RefSeq, a predicted model, not a curated record
UGAUUAAUCUAAUCUUCAAGAGGCUUUCACACACACACACACACACACACACACACACACACACACACACACACACAAAGAGAGAGAGAGCUCUGUUAAGGAGAUGGCCAUCCCCAGCAUGAAAGCUGCCUUUGUAUGUAGCCCCAGGCAGCUUGCAAGCCAGUUGUUAGGUAUAUUCAAAAAAUGAAUUCUUUACAUGCCAGGAUCAGCAAUCAAGGGGAAACUGCUUUGCUCGUCCCCUUGAACCUCUGGCUGCUAUUUUCUGACCCUUCUUACGCGAUGAGUAAAUGGGAGUGCAAGGAGCUUCAUAACAUCACUCUCUGCAAGACCGAAGACCAGAGGCAUCUCUCUGGAAAAAGUGCCCUGGACUUUUUGAACCUGGCAGAAUAAGACAGUUCCAUCAAUAGAGCUGGUUGUUCUGGCUUUCUCACUCGUCCACAUGCAACAAAAGCCUGGAGGGAAAUUCAAACUGUUGCAGGGGAAGAAGUGAACUACUAAAAUCAUGGGUGCAGCUCAAGGGAAAAAGAAAGAAUACUCUCCUCGGUCCAACUAUUGCCAGAAAAAUAGAAAGCAUGUUAGCAGUAACCCAGCAUCUAUGUAUUCAGACAUACAAUCAGAGCGGCCUGAUAUUGGGAAUAUCAUGACUCAUCCUGAUUAUCUUGAUGGGAACCCGGAUCUGAUCAAACCUAAAAAGCUGCUCAAUCCUGUAAGAGCCUCAAAAAGCCACCAAGAACUUCAUCGGGAACUACUUAUGAAUCACAGAAGAGGAGUUGAGAGUAAACCAGAACUGCAAAGAGUCUUGGAACAUCGCCGACGAAACCAGCUGUUGAAACAGAGGAAAGAAGAAGAAGAGGCAAAGAAAUUAAAAUCUCCAUUUGAACAGGAGCUCUUGAAAAGGCAACAGAAGCUUGAUGAGCUGGAAAGGGAAGAUGAGAAGCAAGAAGAGAGUGCGCCAGAAUUUAUUAAAGUCAAAGAAAACCUGAGGAGAACAUCUACGCUACCUGGGGCAGAGUAAAGCAUCAGCUAAAGACCAAAAUAGAUCAAGACCUUCUGCUUUGAAUACCUACAUGCUGACAUUUUGGUAAACAGUGGACAUUCAAAGUUUUGUUCUCGGGGGGCUACUUACUGUACAUUAACGCUUGCUCCAAUAAAAAAAAAAAUGAUUGGGGCAUUUUCACCUGGGAAAAGAAGAACAUCCAAAUAAGGUGGCUUUUCGUUCACAAGGGUCCUCAAUUGAGAAAAAGACAGGGAAGGUAAUACAGACCUCACCUUCCUUUCAAGUACUGAGAUAAUACUACAUGUAUUAUCCUUUCCCAUCACUAACCCUUGGCUAAUCCUUUGAGAUUCAGCAGGACAGGCGCACGUGUGGAAUGGGAGAGGUUGUGUGAAGAGAGAUUGCUAAACAUUUGGGAUUCAGAUGUUUAUACGGCAGAGCUGGUAUUGAAAUCUUCAGUUUAGCUAAAUUAAUGCUUGAGGGAGCAAGUUGGGAAACUAAAAAAGAUGGCAAAAAAGAGAAGUUAUGAUCAAUAAGGAAAGUACUAGCUAAGAUUUAGAGCACCUCAACCUAGGCUGGCAUCUUAGGUGCUGUAUCCCAUCAACAAUAACCAGUAAAAAUAUGUGUGUUUCUUUGUUAUUGGGAUUUAGCAGGCAUGAAAUGAUGUUUUAAGAUUCUUGUCACAAAUCAACAUCCAUGAUAGUUGUAUAGUCAAGUUUACUAUGACAAAUAGAUUCGGAGUUAUUUCCAAAUAGUGGAAUAUAGUCCACCAGUCUUUCAGCAUCUACUACUGGUGUCCAGAAUGAGAAGCAGAAAUAAAAUAAGAUACUUUAUGGAAAGGAUCCUUAACAGCUGCAGAAAAAGUAGCAGAAGGUGGAAUCCUCUGAAUGUGUAAAAAACCAACUACGAGAGUGACACAAAAAGCAGACAUCUAUGUGUAUGUCUCAGAAAAAGCAAGUGACAAAUCCACAAAAAAAAAGGGAAACAGCAAAGAAUUCUAAGGAGAAAGUCAAAGAACAAUACCAGAUGUAAGGUCUUCUGAAUUUUUGCACAAAUAUAACACAUUAAACUAAGAUUCUUUUUUAAAAAUAUAUAAUAAAAUUGAAGGUUAUUUAUAGAUUAUAGCUACAUGAAGUCUACACCUCUAAGGUGCCCUUUCCUGUUUUUAAAAUCCUGAAUGUGCUUAUUAUACAGAUAUUUACUAUAAUACAGACUGUUUUAGAUGGAUUUUAAAAUAUAUGAUAACAGGAAGGCAAAAAGGUAAAUUGCCAACCCCUCUUCAGCUCUGCUUUCUGGAGAUGGAGUCAAGAAUAGGCCACAUGUCUAUCCAAAGGAGGACCAUUCAUUUUUGGUUUUCAGAAGGAUAGCUGUGAUUUUUACACCAAAUACAAGAGACUUCUUCUAAAGACUACUUAAAAUUCGUUGUUAUUCGUUUAUUAUUCAUUUAGUCUUGAACCGAAGAUAAACAUAACCAAAAGCCGCAAUAGUUUUUUUUUUUCUUAGUUUCACAAUUUAUAUUACAAAUUAUGGUCCGCUUUCCUGGUAGGAUGGACCCUCUGAGAUGCAGAAGACCACCAGGGAAGGACCAGCCAAAAUAAUACAUAACACGUAUUAUCUAUAUGUAUCAUCUAGAACUCAUAUAUGAAUUGAUUGUAACCACAGAUUUUGGGAUGGGGGGGGAAGCUUAUUAAUAAAGAGCCGUUGUAUA